AUGAGGGCUAAGCUCCGCAAGCAGAGCCAGGAAGCCAGCAAAACACCACCUGUGACCACUUCAUUUGCAAAGUUCACAUGGAAAAAGAAGGAGAACGUUCUGGCAAAGGAGGCGGCAAAAGUGGCCGCAGAGUUCAUCAAGGAGGAUGAAGCGGCUGUGAAGCAGAAUCCAGUCUCUGCGGAGGACUCUUUUGCUAAAUCUCUGGCUGUUGCCAAGGAGAUUGCCCAGAAGCUUGGGGGCCAGCAGAACGUGCCUCCUCCCUGGGGAUCUAACAGCGCUAACCGGGGAAGGAUCCGGCCCAACCUCCCUGCACCUGCUGCAGUCCUGAGGAAAGCAACCAUGAUGGCUCUAAAUGCUCAGAACACACUGCUGGAAGCUAAACCUCAGCCACCAACCGGUAGACCUUGGCCAGUAGAAACUAUGUCUGGACUUGUGGUUGCUAGAGUAGAGCCCUCUGAGGCUAAAGCCCCACCACCAGUGUCUCAACCUGCACCACUGGAAGUCAGACCUGCGCCAAAAGUGUCUCAGCUUGCACCAAUUGAGGCGAAGCCACCUGAGGCUAAACCUCUGCCACCAGUCUUGAGACCUGCACCAUUUGAGGUGAAACCGGCCCACCCUAAACCUGCUCCAUCUGCGGCUAAACCGGCAAUGAUAAAGAUAGUGUCUGAUGUGGCAGCUCCCGGCGUCCCGGAAAGUGAGCAAACCCGUACGGUGUUCGUCAAGCCUCCACCUUUCACGACUAUGGGUGACGGAUCUCAGAAAUCUGAAAAAGUUAAGAGUAACCUGGCUGCAGCCAAAGCCCAGCAAUUAUUUCACAUCUUCUACAGCAGCGUUGGCCAAUCAGGCGCCUCCUCCAUCACCAAACCAACAACAGACGCCAAAGCUGAUGGAAGUGCCACCAACAAAAGUCAUCUUCCUACCCCGCAAGCUCAAAAACCACAUGCUCAGCAACAGCCUUUUACCCAGUCUCAACCUCCAACUAUGGUCUGUACAUCUCCACAACUACAGUCAAAUAAAUCCCAGAGUCCCCAAACCAACCCAGAAUCAGACAUUCAGAUCGCCUCUGUUUGGUCUUUGCAGUCUACCGCAGCUCCAACACCUGAGCUGUUGCUGACUCCAUCCAAAACAACUUCAGAAACAACACAACCAAAACUAAAUCACCCAUCCCGGUCUGAGCCUCAGAGUGUACCCCAAAACCAGUCCUCCACUCUGAAAUCUGAGUCCCAACUCAUCACACAAUCCAUGUUGAAACCAACAUGUCAAACUCAGUCCCAGCUCAAACUGACUACUCAAAUCCAAACAGAGGCACAGUCUGAAACUGAACCAAAGCAGGACACCGAGCCCCUAUCCUAUCCACCAUCCCAGUCUGAGGCUCAGAGUGUACCCCAAAACCAGUCCUCCACUCUGAAAUCUGAGUCCCAACUCAUCACACAAUCCAAGCCUGUCAAGCCCACACUGACUACUCAAAUCCAAACAGAGCCACAGUCUGAAACUGAACCAAAGCAGGACACCGAGCCCCUAUCCUAUCCACCAUCCCAGUCUGAGGCUCAGAGUGUAGCCCAAAACGAGUCCAUGACUUCUAAAUCAGAGUCUCAAUUCACUCCACAAUCUGAGACUGCCGAGCUGGAACCAAAUCAAAUUCGGUACCAGCCCAAACUGACCCCUCAAAUCCAAACAGAACUCCAGUCUGAAACGGAACCCUCGGCCCAUCCAGAAACACAUUCUGUCGCAGAACCUGAACCCAAACCGGGCCCCAAAACUAGAGGCAAGCCAUUUCCGACAAAGAGAGUCCCUCCUGCCCCCACACCUGUCCGACAAACCAGAUCCCAAACCAGAUAUCAGACCCGGCAGCAGCAGCAGCAAAGCCAGUCCGAGCCAGAACCUGAGCCGGCUUCAGGAGAUUCUGACUCGGCAGCUUCAGAACCGAAGGAGGUGGACGUGUCAGAUCCUGGCUCUGGUUUGCAGCCAGAGGAUGGUGCACUCAGUGAGGGGGACCCUCAGCUGAUGGAGAUCACCUCUGAAACCCUGGGCCUCCCCUCCAACAUGUCCUGUCUGAACUUUGAGUAUGAUUAUAACUUUGAGUAGCAGCUCACAGGUUUCAUCAGAACUGCUCACAGAGCCAGUAUUUUGACUUGACUUUUAAAACACUGACCAUCUGUUCAAAGGUCCGGUUUGAUGUUUAGUGAAGCUUGUUCUGUCUUAGUCUGAGGUUUCAGGUUCAUUCCUGUGGAUCCAGUACAGAGAUGGUCUAUGUCUCGCCCUGCAUGGCACGCAAUCUUUUACUGAUCCACAAAGACCCCGAAAUGGACAAAACAAGAGUGAAUCUGAAGGUGGACUGUUGUUGUGGACCUCCACUGUUGACCAGAUGAUAUUUAGACAUUUUUGUCAUCCACAAACUCGAUCCGUGUUUGUCAGAUUUACUGUUGGUUUCAGUCUGCACGUAGGAUUUCUGAUGAACAGUGGAACUCUGCAGCACAGAGAGCUCUUAUAAUAUACUUUGUACUAAAAGAUCUGGGUCUGUUUUUCAGGGUUUCAUCACUAAAGUGGUUCUAAACCAGGUCCUCUGUGGGCUCAGUGGUCAUUUUAAAGGUUGUAAGACAAUGAACAGAACAGGAAGGAUGUGGUUUAUUUUGUAGACACUCCUCUGAUGAAUCUCUGGAUGUUGUUUACAAAAUACAAUACAAAAUCAUCAACUCUGUUUAAAGGUUCACCAGUGAAAUGUUGAACCAUGACAGCAAAGCUCUGCUGUCCACAGACUAGGUCAUGUCGACACAGACAAUCUUUGUUUGUCUGGUUCCCUGAUCAGGUUUUGAGCUCCAUCUUCUUAUCUGGCUCUGUGAA
Molecule: messenger RNA, 2841 nt
Organism: Larimichthys crocea (large yellow croaker)
Lineage: Eukaryota; Metazoa; Chordata; Actinopteri; Sciaenidae
Product: flocculation protein FLO11-like
Exons: 2
Coding region: 1-2085 (694 amino acids)
Biological process (GO): positive regulation of DNA-templated transcription; negative regulation of DNA-templated transcription
Cellular component (GO): nucleoplasm
Source: RefSeq, a predicted model, not a curated record